This is a messenger RNA of Acipenser ruthenus (sterlet), 4515 nucleotides long. Its product is annotated as drebrin-like protein B. NCBI's taxonomy places the organism in Eukaryota, Metazoa, Chordata, Actinopteri, Acipenseriformes, Acipenseridae. Gene Ontology annotation, biological process: positive regulation of dendritic spine morphogenesis; neuron projection morphogenesis; regulation of actin filament polymerization. The record is from RefSeq and is a predicted model, not a curated record. Gene Ontology annotation, molecular function: actin filament binding. Gene Ontology annotation, cellular component: postsynaptic membrane; lamellipodium; postsynaptic density. The transcript has 15 exons. Bases 134 to 1597 code for a protein of 487 amino acids.
GCGUGUGUGUGUGUGUGUGUGUGUUUGUGCUCGACUAUACUCGCUUCCUGUAAGUAACUGUCGAGUUCCCCACGUCUUCUGCAAGCAGCACCGACACGGAGGAUUUGUGUGCAGAGCGCAGGCAGAUAGAAUCAUGUCUGUGAACCUGAGCAAAAACGGAGCGGCGCUGCAGGCAGCCUACAAUGAGGUGGUGGACGGGAAAUCCAACACGAACUGGGCGCUGUUUACGUACGAGGGGAACAGCAAUGACAUCCGACUGGCUGAGAAAGGAGACGGAGGUCUGGAGGAGAUGGUGGAGGAGCUGAGCAGUGGGAAGGUGAUGUACGCUUUCUGCAGGGUGCAGGACCCCAACUCCGGCCUGCCCAAGUACGUCCUCAUCAACUGGACUGGCGAAGGAGUAAAGGAUUCCAGGAAAGGACUCUGUGCCAAUCACGUCACCUCCAUGGCCAACUUCCUGAAGGGCGCUCACGUCACCAUCAAUGCCCGCUCCGACGAUGAUGUGGAACCCGAGGCCAUCAUGCAGAAAGUAGCCAAGGCGUCCGGGGCCAACUACAGCUUUCACAAGGAGUCGAAUCGUUUUCGGGACGCCGGCCCCCAGGGGCCUGUGGGCUCAGUGUACCAGAAGACCAAUGCCGUGUCUGAAAUCAAGCGCACCAACAAGGAUACCUUCUGGGCACAGACUGAAAGGGACGAGGAGAAGCGGCGCCUGGAGGAGCGGAGCAAGGACAUAGAGGAGCGAGAGCGGCUGGAGCAGGAGAGACGAGCCCGGGAGCAGCAGGAGGUGCUGGAGAGGGAGAGGAGAGACAAGGAGAGGUCCAGUCAGAUCGACCAGCAGAAGGUGCAGCAGCAGCAGCAGGAAGCGGGCAGCCGUGAGCAGGAGACGCAGCAGCGGGAGGAGUAUGAGAGGGAGCAGCAGGCUGCACGGAGGCCAGGCCUCCAGCGAGGUGCGUCUGUGGAGAAGGCAAACGAGGCAGCCUCGCUGAUCUCCCAGCGCUCCCAGAAUCCCCGGGACAUGUUCAAGCAGAAGGAGAGAGCCAUGGCCAGCGAGCCCAGAGACUCCCCAGACAGCCCGCAGCCAGGAAAGCUCAGGAGCCCCUUCUUCUCCAGACAGACCAGUGACUCGGAGCCACCCCUGUCUCCCCAUCGCCAGGCCUCGCCCCUCCAUGCCACACCCGCCUCGCCCGUGCACGCUGCAGUGCCCAGCGUUAUGGACCAAGCCCGCUCCCAGUAUGUAGAACCUGAAGAUCCAGCACCGCAGGAUCUGAAAGAGAAGAGCAUUCCCAUCCAGCGCGAGCCGAGCCCCUCCGCGGACCUGUACGAGGACGUGGGGGGACAGGAGGAGCCGGAGAACCUGUACGAGGAGCCCCCCCAGGUGGAGGAGGCGAGUGCAGUGUCAGAGGAGCCGGCUGCUUUGAAGGGGGUGUGCGCGCGGGCGCUGUACGAUUACCAAGCUGCGGAUGACACAGAGGUUUCCUUUGACCCCGAUGACAUCAUCACAGAGAUUGAAAUGAUUGACGAGGGCUGGUGGCGCGGCUACGCCCCGGAUGGGCGGUUCGGAAUGUUCCCAGCCAAUUACGUGGAGAUCCUGGAUGCCUGAACACGCCCCCACUAACCUGAAGACCCAAUCACAACCCGCCUUCAUUAACAAAAAAAAAAAAAUACAAAAAAAUUAUUAUGUUAGUUACUCUGGGACCACUAACAGUAGGCAGUAACUUUUCAUAGACCGGUCCUCGGGGAAGCCCUGAUAUUCUAGAAUAAUGAGAACCGAUUAAACCAUAGCCAUGGCUGCCCUGGGGACCGCAUUAAAUGUAACACCUGAGCAUGACAAAGAUAACAAUUGUAUGGCUUUUAAAACAGCGUCCUUUCUUGAAUAUCAAGCUUUAUUGAAACCAUCGAAAUCUAAAAACGGACUCGAUUUGAGACGGGUUUGCUUCUUUCUAGUUUUUAGGCUGCGAAAUUGUUUGAGUUCUCUCAGAAAAAAAUGGCUUUGGAUUAAGAGCAGAGCCCCCAGUCUCUAGUCUGUGGAUAGGAGGCACUCUGUUUUUAAUGGCUUCAUUCCUAGUUAAUGAAUGAAUAACACAGCUAACAAAGUGUCUAGUUUCGACCUUUCUUAAACAGGCGUUGGGACGUUUCUCUCCUAGAUUAAGAAGCUUCUUAGUUUUACUCCUUUUUUUAAAAAAUCAAUUAGCGACACUUUCCCUGCCUCCCCUAUCAUUGCGUACCCCAGCUUUUCAGUUUGUGUUGGUGUUUUGUUACUUCUCGUCUUAUGAGAGGUAUCCCCAAUACUUUUUAAAAUAAAUGUGUGCAGACGUCCCCGCUUUCUGAAACGCAGACCAAUUUGAAAACAUUCCAAAAAGGAGACUGUAUAAAACCCAUACAACUGUUAUUUGCUCCUGGAUAAAUAAGGACUUCUGUAAAAUACAUACGGACAUCAAUGAGGAUGAAAACAAGCUCAUUGGUCACCAGCGGUUGAUGCUAUUGAUUGCCUAUCCCAGCUUGUAGCCAAUCCUUGCAGAGUUCCUGGUUUCUGGGGUUCUGCUAUUGGCUGUUGGUGAUUGUAAGAGACAUGAGGUCACGCACAGCUCCCUGAGUUUAAACACGGUGAAGCGCUCUGUAAUAUCCAUUUUAAUCAUGUCUGGUUGCAGACUGGGUUGAAUAGCAUGGGGAAUGGGAGUUCUGAUGACAAAACGCUGUUGAGUUAAACUGACCACUGAUUUUACCUUCAAGCGUUUUCAGUCCUAGUAAAAACAAAAGUCUAGCCAAAGAAAUUUGUUUCUUAUCCCCUGAAUUUUUAUCUUUUUUUUUUUCAUUGGGACUAAACUUUGGAAAACCAGUUUCGCUACCAUUCCGAUUUAAAUGUGAAAAGGCUGGGGUGGGGGGUGGGGGGGUUAGAGCAUUUUACAGCACCCUGGGCUGCACUGACCGCCUGUCUUUAUGGUUCCUGUUUGAUGCAAUCCGGGCGGUGCUGUAAAAUUCUCUACAUUGAAAUGCAGCUGUGGCUUCUCCCCACGGGGUGCAGAUCGAAUCAGCCUUUGUACCUGGGCAGGGAGUGGAAGCUGAACACCCACUCCACGCCGUGCCUCUGCUGUUUCUGUGCACUCCUUGAUGCUGUAACUCUGAAGGCAUGCCAGAAAACAACAUGGGGUCUGCUUGGUUUUGGUUAAAAAGUGAAUGCUCUAAUAACACCUGGAUAUCGCGUGUGCGUGUGUGUGUGCGUGUGUGUAGAGGUCUCAAAUGUGCAGCUUUGCAAGACACCUGAUCUCGCAAACAUUGAUAUUUUGAAACCUGACCUCUGGUACCACACCAGGUAAAAUAAAGUACACCGUUUGCUUGUGUUCCCCUCCAGGAAACCUUGCACUUCCUGUGUCGUUUCACGCCAGCAAGUGUCUUCAGGGUCAAAGCAUCUUCCUGGCUGCAGAGCGUGUCAGUCAUGAGGGGAAGCCAGCUGAUUGGUUAUUGACAGGAAAGGCAGCCCUGAAUGGGGCGGGGCUACCGUUUCACUCUCCAGAUGACCCAGGAAGUACAAGACUCUCUGAAAGCAGGGCUUGCAAACAGAUUUCAUUUAACCCCGUGUAGUUCCAGAUGCCAAGUUUUUAAAAUGAAAAUGCAUGUCUGCUUAAACAUUGUCUUUCAAAACUUUUGAGACCUGCACAGGGAAUGAAUGAGCGUGAUGUGGAGAAUGUAAGGGCUUGUUUUGAUUGUCACUUUAAGGGUUAAACAUCCACAUGCUUCAGUUUAGUUCACUGCCAGUACUAAACGUGUAGCCCUUUGUUUAACAGUUAAAGAGCUGCUAAAUGCCUUCAGCGUGUUGCUCAGUUUUUCAGCAGAUUCUGUAUUACUUACUAAAAGGGGAGCAGUUUUACACUCCUUGCAUAAUUACCUGGAACUAAAUUGUCAGCCCUUUGUAUUAAAUGCAAUUUAAUAGGAUUCAGAUGCACUACAGCGCCCUCUGGCGGGUGGUGAUAAAACAACUCCCCAGUAGAUCGAGUCCUAUUUUUUGAACUGAUCCAGUUUGAGAAGUAAACAAAACAAGUGUGCCUUUUCACGGAGACUCGCAACGAAUAGAUUCACAGCUUCAGAGGAAUUUAGAAAUACGGAAAAGAAAACCUUGUUAGUUCAGUGACAAACGCUUCGACCGGAAGGCUUUCUCAGUGUGGUUUGAGGUUUAUUUUACUGUGAGAGAGACUUCUAGUGAAAACGUUUUCCAUUGAAUUGAUGGAGUUUCAGUAUUUCUAAAUGUAGCGCUAUUGAGUGAUGGACUGUGUAUAUUGAAGUCUCCACUGGGUUGAGGUGAUUUAGGAUUCCAGGUUGUCUCUGGAUCAACCAACGAACAAACACGAAGUAGUGCAGAGGUGUAGAUAAUUAAACGCUUAAUUCUUUGUGUUAUCCCAGACCCGUGCUGGAGGGAGGCUCGCUGUGUGAAAUCUGCACAUUGUGUUUUGAAAAAUGAAAGAAUAAUCAAAAAUGACUAGAGUUGCCACUUUGAAAAUAAAAUAAAUCAAUCGAUCAAAGUUA